Messenger RNA from Gadus macrocephalus (Pacific cod), 3614 nucleotides. RefSeq names its product protein phosphatase 6, regulatory subunit 2a (gene ppp6r2a). Gene Ontology annotation, molecular function: protein phosphatase binding; protein phosphatase regulator activity. The record is from RefSeq and is a predicted model, not a curated record. NCBI's taxonomy places the organism in Eukaryota, Metazoa, Chordata, Actinopteri, Gadiformes, Gadidae. The transcript has 24 exons. The coding region runs from base 608 to 3433 and encodes 941 amino acids. Gene Ontology annotation, cellular component: cytosol; nucleus.
UAGCCUGCUGCGCGCUCCCGGGACCAUGUCGCCAUUUUGAUUCGAAAAAAUAUGACUGAGUUUUUCCUGCUUUGCAUGCUAAACUUAGACCCGUUUAUACAUGAUUCCGUGUGUUAAGUACACACCGUAAGUAGGUUGAUCUCCAGAAGCGGGGGCCGAGCUGUCCGGUGUUAGGGUAACCAGCACGCCACCAGAGAACAUUAAGAGUAAGGUUAGCUUAGCUUUAAGUUAGCGCGUGCUGUCGCAGACUGACCCCUUCAAAACAAAACACAUACCGCUAGCUGCUAGCCGCUAGCGAGCUAGCACUAACUUAGUACCGCUUCGCCCGACCACCGGCUCAUCCACCAAGGGCGACGAGUGCCACAACCGUGGGAGACAGUCUGACUGUAAGGUUAUGGUGAGCCCUGCGCCGAGUCGUCUUCUAACGAGGCCUACGUUCUGAGCGGAGCCCCAUGCUGAUAAAUGCCGGGCCUCGCCACACUCUCUGCCGUCUGCACAAACACCGAUGCCUGCCUGCCCGCGCGGGAGGUGUGAAUAAAGAGACCCACGUUUCAGCCACUGGGCCGUGCCCCCCGCCCCGGCGGCCGCCGCCACCACCGCCGCCACCAUGUUCUGGAAGUUCGACCUGCACACCACCUCCCACAUCGACCAGCUGCUGGACCGGGAGGACGUGACGCUGCGGGAGCUGAUGGAGGAGGACGACGUGCUGCAGGAGUGCAAGGCCCAGAACCGCCGCCUGCUGCUCUUCCUCUCCCAGGACCACUGCAUGCAGGAGCUGGUGGAGCUCAUCACCACCGAGCCGCCCGUCGAGCUGGAGGAGCGCAGCCGCUUCAAGUUCCCCAACAUCGCCUGUGAGCUCCUCACCGCCGACGUGUCCAUCAUCAACGACAAGCUGGGCGGGGACGAGUCUCUCCUGGAGAUGCUCUACCACUUCCUGGAGCAGGGCCAGCCCCUUAACCCCCUACUGGCCAGCUUCUUCAGCAAGACCAUCGGUAAUCUCAUUGCCAGGAAAACAGAACAGGUAAUUUCCUUCCUGAGGAAAAAAGAAGGCUUCAUCGGCCUGGUGCUGAAUCACAUCGACGCGUCGGCCAUGAUGGAUCUACUGCUGCGCCUCAUCAGCUGCGUGGAGCCCGCCCCCUUGAGGCAGGAGGUCCUCGUGUGGCUGAAUGAGGAGAAGCUGAUCCAGAGGCUCAUAGAGCUCAUCUAUACGGGCAAAGAUGAGGAGAGACAAUCGAACGCGUCCCAGACGCUCUGCGACAUCAUCCGCCUUAGCAGAGACCAGGCCAAUCAGAUGCAGGAGAACGUCGAGCCCGACCCGCUGCUGGCCGUGCUGGAGUCUCAGGACAGUGUGGCCGGGCUCCUCAAGUCCAUGUUCGAGGGCGACCGCAACGAGGCGGGCAUCGUCAACGGAACUCAAGUGCUCCUCACCUUGCUGGAGACCAGGAGGUCAGGGUUGGAAGGGCUGAUGGAGCUCUACUCUCAGGGUUACGAAAGGUCUUACACUGUCAACAGCAGUAUUUUACACGCCAUUGAGCCCCAUCUAAAGGACUUCCACCAGCUUCUCCUGGACCCCCCCAAGAAAAGUGCAAUAUUGACGACGGUGGGCCUCCUGGAGGAGCCGCUGGGCAACGCCCGGCUCCACGUAGCGCGCCUGGUGGCCGCCCUGCUGCAGACCAACUCCCCCAGCGUCUGCAUGGAGCUCUGUCGGCUGUCCUCCAUGGACCUACUACUGGAUCUGUUCUUCAAGUAUUCCUGGAACAACUUUUUGCACUUCCAAGUGGAGCUGUGCGUAGCGUCCGUCCUGAACCACCCGUCGGGGGAGGACCGGCCCAACGUGGGCCUGCAGAACCAUAGCGAGCCCCCCCCCGCCACCGCCGCCGCUGCCCUGCCCGAGCCCCCGGCCCAGGAGGACGGAGGGGAGCCGGCCAAGCCCGCCGACCCUGAGGGCUCCAUCCACAGCACACUGGUGUCCCAUCUCUUCCAGACGUGUCGGUUGGUGCAGAGGAUUCUGGAAGCCUGGGAGCAGAACGAUAAAAUACAAUCCGAGGGCGGAGCUAGGAGAGGCAACAUGGGUCACCUGACCAGGAUAUCCAACAUGGUGGUCCAGAAUCUGGAGAAGGGCCCGGUCCAGAUCCAGAUGGCCGACCUCAUCAAAGGAGGUGACUCUGAGUCUGCGUCGCCGAGCGCGCAGGCGUCUAGUGUCUCCUGUCCUGCAGAGCUGCCCGACGACUGCAGGGGGCGCUGGGAGAGCUUUGUGGACGGCACCCUGCGGGAGACCAACCGGAGGAACACUGUGGACCUGGUGAGCACCCACAACAUGCACUCCUCCAGCGAGGACGACGACAUGGAGAGCCCCUUCCCCAACGACCUCUCGCUCCAGCAGGCGUUCUCCGACUACCAGAUCCAGCAGAUGACCGCCAACUUUGUGGAUCAGUUCGGCUUCAACGACGAGGAGUUCAGCGAGCACGACGAGAACAUCAAUGCUACGUUUGACCGAAUUGCCGAAAUCAAUUUCAAUCUAGAUGCUGACGAUAAUAGUGCCAACUCGGCCGCGUUCGAGGCGUGCUGUAAAGAGAGGAUACGCCAGUUCGACGACGCGGACGAGGAGGAGGACAUCUGGGAGGACAAGGAGAUCAACUAUGCAACGCAAGCAAAGUCCAGAACGAGGUUCGGGGUGUCCAGCACAACGGAGGGCAGCUCCAGGGGCAGCCUGGAGAACGGGGGCGACCGGGACAUGGGCUCCGGGUCGGGCUCGGACGAAGAGGAGGAGGAGGAGGUGGAAGAGGAGGUGGAAGAGGAGGAGGAGGAGGAGGAGUCCACGCAGACGCAGCAUCAGGAGCAGCAGCAGCAGCUCUCAGACGCAGCUCCGAGCUGGACGGCCAGCUUCGGGGAGGCGGGGGGCCCCGCGACGACGUCCCCGUCCCCGGUGGGCUGGGAGGCAGCGGGGGGGAGCCCGGGAGACUCUCAGCAGGGGACCGGCUGGGCCAACUUCACCCAGUUCCAGCCCUUCUGCGGCCAGGCUGGCCCUAGGUGCAGCUCUCCUGUGGACUCGGGAGUCGCAGACAAAGAAGCCAAACACAACCAGGACAAGAGCGGACCUGCUGCUGCUGCUACUGGUGAGGGAGCGGCGCCAAAGCCCCCCCCCGCCGCGUCGGACAGCAGCCCCCCCCCAGCCUCCGUCGGCGUGGCGGGAGACACGGCGACGGCGGCGGCGACCGUCGCCAUGGUAACGGAAGACGCUGCCGCCCCGACCGACGAGCAGAAAGACCUCAAGAGUGAGGAGAGCCCCCUCUCCCUGGAGAAGCUCUCCCUGGCGGACCCCCCUGUGAUGGCCGCUGAGCAGCCGUGUUCUGCCGCCGCGCCGCCGAGCGCGCAGGCCGACAGGAAGGAGGACCCCAAGCCGGCCGAGGUGUCCGUGAACGGGCCCGUCUGAGAGCGCGCCCGGAGGUACGCCACCCGCCCCGCCCCACCGUCUCCCCCAUCCCUCCCCCCGUCCCCACCACCCCCGUCCCGGAGGUCUGGCCGCGUCCUGGACCCCCGGACCGGGUCGGAGCGCGUCCCGGGUCAGACCCCGACCCGGGAGGAGGAGGAGGAGGAGGAGGAGGAGGGGGGGG